Messenger RNA from Malassezia sympodialis ATCC 42132, 1551 nucleotides. RefSeq names its product dolichyl-phosphate-mannose-protein mannosyltransferase PMT2 (gene PMT2). The record is from RefSeq and is a predicted model, not a curated record. NCBI's taxonomy places the organism in Eukaryota, Fungi, Basidiomycota, Malasseziomycetes, Malasseziales, Malasseziaceae. Gene Ontology annotation, cellular component: endoplasmic reticulum; membrane. Gene Ontology annotation, biological process: protein O-linked glycosylation via mannose. Gene Ontology annotation, molecular function: dolichyl-phosphate-mannose-protein mannosyltransferase activity.
AUGCCCGUGCGAGCGUACCUGCGGCACUGGUGUGCUCGGAUUGUGGCACUCAUUUUUGUGCCUAUUUGUAUCUAUUUGGUCAGCUUCAAGCUUCACUUUAUGAUCCUUUAUAAAAGUGGGUCUGGUGAUGCCCAGAUGAGCAGUCUCUUCCAGUCAAACCUGCAAGGCAGUGAACUCUCUCAGUUCCCGCUGGAAGUGGCGCUUGGCAGCAAAGUAACGCUAAAGAACAUGGGCUUUGGCGGCGGUCUGCUGCACUCUCACAUCCAGACAUACCCCGAAGGGUCACAGGAGCAGCAGGUGACCUGUUAUCACUACAAGGACACCAACAAUCAUUUUGUUCUGGCACCAUUAUUUGAUGAACCUCCUCUUCCUGGUCCUAAUGAUACUGUGACGGAGCCGCCUAUGAUCAUUCGGCAUGGUUCCGUGUUUCGACUGUCGCAUGUAGAGACGUCCAAGAGUCUUCGUGCACACAAAAGUCCCGCCCCGGUGACCAAGGAGCAUUAUGAAGUGUCUGGGCAUGGUGAUGGUACAACAGGCAAUUCCCAUGACUACUGGGUAAUUGAGAUCAUCGACGACCUGCAAAUGGGCAAAGUGCGUCCCGAAAUGCCAGUGCAUACACUUACCACGCGCUUCCGCCUGCGCAAUGUCCAAUUGGGCUGUUAUAUGCGUGCAGCCAAUGUGGUCUUGCCUGACUGGGGUUGGAAGCAGACGGAGGUGACAUGUGUGCCUGAUGACCAGCCAUAUGAUACCUUCACUCACUGGAACGUGGAGAACCACUGGAACCCUCGUCUACCGAUCUCAACGUCGAAACAGCGCUAUCGCUCUCCAUUCUUAAAGGACUUUUUGCACCUGAAUGUGGCUAUGAUGGUGUCGAACAAUGCACUGGUACCUGACGAAGAUAAGUUUGAUAUCCUGGCAUCCAAGCCGUUGGAAUGGCCGUGGAUGUGGAAUGGUCUCCGUAUGAAUGGCUGGGGUGCUGACCAGGACAAGUACUACCUCAUUGGUAAUCCAGUUGUCUGGUGGGGUAGCACUGCUUCUCUAUAUGUGGCUGUGGUAUUGCUUGCAUGGUAUAUUCUGCGGCGCCAGCGCCACAUUAUCGACAUGGAUCCCAAGACUUGGGCUGAUUUUUUGUUUGGCCUAAAGGUCGGUGGCCUUGGCUGGUUCCUGCACUAUUUUCCAUUCCUGAUGAUGGGCCGUGUGACCUACAUUCAUCAUUAUUUGCCAACUCUCUACUUUGCUGUGAUUGUGUUUGUGCAUUUGCUCGACCACUUUUUGUGGAACGAGGGCACGGCACGCUACCGCAUUGACUGGCGACUGUUCCUUCAGACUGGUCGCUUGCAGGCCGGGAAGCUGAAUCCCCUUGUUCAAGACACCUCGGCGCCUGUGUUAGGCAAGCCGUUGUCACAGCGCACCAAGAACAUUUCCUUUGGCGUAUGCGCUGCGCUUGUUAUCUGUGUGUUCCUAUGGUUCAAAGGCGUGUCCUUCGGCUUGUAUGGGGAUAUUAGCGACUGGCACUACCUCAAGUGGCGCAAGACAUGGAAUAUUUACUAG